Lagopus muta (rock ptarmigan) is the source of this 20848-nucleotide messenger RNA. RefSeq names its product methyltransferase like 25 (gene METTL25). The record is from RefSeq and is a predicted model, not a curated record. Lineage: Eukaryota; Metazoa; Chordata; Aves; Galliformes; Phasianidae. Bases 99 to 1901 code for a protein of 600 amino acids. The transcript is spliced from 12 exons.
CCACGGCGCGCCGCCUCCGCUCGGCGCUCGGCGCUCGACUCGCCCGCCUGCUCGUCCGGCGGCGGCACCGCGAGGGCGGGCGGUAGUCGCGAGGGGCCAUGCGGCGGGCGCGGGGCGCUCUGCCGGCCCAGCUGCCGGCGGCGGAGGCGGAGGAGGGGCUGCGGCGCCUGGCGCGGUUCCUGGCGCGCGCGUUGCCGCUGUGCCGCGCCCACACGACGGAGUUCUACGCGCGCGGGCUGUGGGAGCAGCUGGUGGCGGCGCGCCCCGAGGUUGUGCUGCAGGCGCUGCGGCGCCCCCUGUCGGAGGCCUCCGGCGCCGCGGCCGUGCGGUGGGAUGACAACACAUUUUCUGAUGUGUUUUGUGAAAACUCCAAGAAACUUAUCAAUGUACACUUAUUUGCCCUCGCUGCCAAGCAUUAUUCUUUGCCUAACCUUGGAGUGUGUACCCCAUUAGAAGAGAUACUUGAAGCGCUGAGAGGAGACAGCCAAGAAGCAAGUGGUAUCAAAACUGAUGAGUUUAUGAAUAAUAAGAAAUCACAUGAAGUACAAGUAAUGUCAGAGCUGGUAGACAAAAUAGCAAAGUACUGUGGUUUAAAACAGGUGAUUGAUAUAGGUUCUGGAAAGGGCUACCUGAGUUCAUUUUUGUCUAUGCAAUAUAACUUGAAAGUUUAUGGAAUCGAUUCAUCGAAAACCAAUACUAACGGUGCUCAUGAAAGGAACAGGAAAUUGAAGAAACACUGGAAAACUUACCAGAGUCGAGCAAGAGUCAAUUCUGAGACCCAGAGGUUGGAAAAGCCAAUAAAAAAUGAAGUUAAAUGUAAAGCUAUCAAUGAAAAGCCCUUAAGUAAUAACAGCAGUCUUCAAAGUCAAGACCAAGGGGCUACCCAAGACUUAGUUCCUUCUUGUGUUUUCACAGAAGUAGCUGUAUCUGAGACCAGCAAACAAACUGAGAUCAAUUUGGCUCAGGCACAGUCUGAUGAGAGCAAGCUUUCCGAAGAGGCUCUUGCUAUUCUCAGUGUUCUGCCUGCUGAUGCUGUAGAAUUUUUUUCUUCAUCCCACUGUAACUAUGGGGAAGUCCGUGAAGAGGAAAAAGCACGAAGAAAAAUGGCAUUUAUGAAGGCGAAAGAGAGCAAGUCAAGUGAAUCAAGCCUUUAUUUUCCAUUGACCUCCUACAUCAGCGCAGAAACAGAACUCAGUGACAUCAUAACAGAUUUAGAGGACUGUAUAAUGGUUGGUCUGCAUACAUGUGGUGACCUUGCUGCAAACACACUACGAAUUUUUACUGCCAAGCCUGAAAUCAAAGCAGUUUGCAGUGUAGGCUGCUGCUACCAUCUGUUGUCAGAACAGUAUGAAAACCAAGAAGAUUGCACAGAGGAAGUGUGGGGAUUUCCCAUGUGUCAGUACUUGAAGGACGAGGGCUGGUGCUGCGGUCGCAAUGCUAGAAUGUCAGCGUGCUUGGCUUUGGAGCGAGUUGCAGUUGGCCAAAUGCUGCCUACAGAGUCGUUGUUUUAUCGAGCUGUUCUUCAGGUUAUUAUAGAAGAAAUUUAUGGUGUCACCAAAAGUGAUCGACAUGUUGGAAAAAUUUUCUCCAAAUCAUCCUCCUUCUUAGAUUAUGUCAGGAAGUCUCUGAAAAAACUGGAACUGGAUGAUUCAGAGCUCCCAGACAGCUGUAUAAUGGAUUACUAUGAAAAAUACAAGCACAGAAUGAAUGAGCUUGAAGCAUUUAAUAUGCUAAAGGUUGUGCUAGCUCCCUGCAUAGAAGUUUUGAUACUUCUGGAUCGUCUUUGCUACCUCAAGGAGCAGAACAACAUUGCCUGGUCAGGACUUGUGAAGUUAUUUGAUCCUGUGAAAUCCCCCAGAUGCUGUGCAGUUAUUGCUCUGAAGAAACAGUCGUGUCUUUAAGUGGAAGCAAACUGCAGAUGGGUUGAAAGCGCUGAACUGAUACUGCUGUUUCCUCAUUGUUCUUUUUAAUUGAUUCCUCAAGUAUACUGAUACAUUUGGCAACUAUUUACUUUUCAGAUGCAAAAAUAAUAAAUGCAAUGCCUCUGUGAAUCGUAAGAAAUAAAUUGUGAUCCGUACCUCUUUUAUAAUCACCACUGCUUCCUCAUGUCAGUUAUUAAGUAAUGCAGGACAUAUGAUUUUCUUAUAAAAGUUAUGACCUGUAUUAUGUGAUCAACAUUUUAAAAUAAUUUUUAUGUUUCAUCUUUUUAAGGCACUAUUCUUAUCUAUCAAUGUCCUUCCUCUUGGUAUUUUUAAUUUCAAGAUUAUUCUUCCAUAGAAAUUUUCUAUUUUUGCAAUGGAUGACAUCAACAAUCUUAGGCAAGCCUGGCUUUUUUCUUUUCUGGAUUCAGACCACACAUAGUUUAAACAGAAAAUUAAUCUGUGUUAUAGACAAGAAGUGUGUAGACUAACUAAGUCUUUGUACUUUCCUGCUCUCCAAAUGAACUAAGGCAGCUUACUGUAGAGCAACCUGAAGAGUCUAGAACCUUCUAAGACUAAAUACUAAAUACCCACAACAGGGGUUUUAUAUUAAUCUCUUCUUCCUUCAGGCGUGUUCCUGACAUGUCUUACUUGCCAGUGACUCUGAAAGAAACAACUGAGUGUGAUGUAAUCCAUUGUAUUCCAAUAUUAAAUAAUCAGCUGCCCUGCUGCAGUUCAUUCUAAUCCUUGGGUUUUAUGAGUAAGCUAUUAUCUGGCCCAAAUGUGUUAGGUAUAAGCAUAAAAAUUUUGGUGCCUAAAUUAGUUGAAACUUUCUAGUUAGUUUCUGCUUAGCCAUCUGACUUUAUGAGUGAGAAAUUUAUUUGUUGAUGUGCUCAUCUCAGUCUCAUCUCCUUAAGCCUGCAGAUAUACUAUCAAUUAAAAAAAGACAAAAGUUUCUAUUCUAACUCCUAAUGCUUUUAUUAGAACUUUCCAGUGAAUAUAAAAAAUAAUUAAUUACAGGGAGUAUUAAAAAAGGCCGACCAAUAAAUAAUAGAAUUCAACAUUAAAAAAUAAAACCAGAGAAUGCAACUUUGGUGGGCAGCAAAUGAGAGUAACAGAAAAUAUUUUUAUAUUAAUUAUAUAGUGAUAUAGUAAUAGAUUUGGGAAUCAAACUGAGAUUCCAAUCUAGGGAACGUUAAAUCUUAUUCUGUUUCAGUCUGCAAAAUAUAAUGUGAGCUUUUGAGCAUGGCCGUUCAAGAAAAGGGAAGUAGGGUAUUUUUCUAACAUGUCACAUCUCUUUUCAUGGUUUCACUUGGAAGAAAUAAAUGUUUUUAGUAGUGUAAGUAAUUUCACUGCUAUCUGUUUUAGGACUUUCAGUCCUUACUAGCUCAGUGGAUCUGCUGAAUGUGGUGCUGAAUGUCGUAGUAAUGGAGGACACUGAGAAGAUGCUGUUACUGAACACCUUCUUUGCUUCAGUCUUUACUGCUACAACUGCCCCUCAGAAAUUCCAGACCCUGGAUACAAGAGUUGAGUCUAGAGAAAGGAAGACUUCCCUUGGUCAAGUAGUAUCUGAUCAGAGAUCGUCUAGGCAAACUUUACCACAAAUCCAUGAGGCCCAAUGGGAUGCACCCAUGAGGGCUGAGGUAACUGGCAGAAGUGACUGCCAAACCACUCUAUCAUCUUUGAAAGGCCACGGAGAAUAGGAGAAGUUUCUGAGAAUUGGAGGAAAGCCAGUGUCACUCCACUCUUCAGAAAGGGCAAGAAGAAAAAUCUGGGCAACAGGCUAGUCAGACUCACUUUCAUCCCUGAGAAAGUGAUAGAGCAGCUUAUUCUGGAUGCCAUCUCCAAGCAAGUGGAAGAAAAGGUUAUCAGGAGUAGUCAGCAUGGAUUCAUCAAAGGAAAAUCAUGUUUGAACAAUAUGGUAACCUAUGAUGUCAUGACUGGCUGGGUAGAUGAGGGGUGAGCAGUGGAUGUUGUGUACCUUGACUUCAGCAUGGCUUUUGACGCUGUAUCCCACAACAUGCUCAUGGAUAAGCUUAGGAAGUGUGGGAUAGAGAAGUGGUCAGUGAGAUGGAUUGAGAAUUGGUUGACUGGUAAAGCGCUGAUGGUUGUGAUCAGCAGCUUGGAUUACAGUCAGAGACCUGUAGCUAGCGGCAUUCCCCAGGGUUCGGUACCAGUUAAGAUCUUGUUCAACAUUUUCAUCAAUGACCUGAAUAAAGGAUAGAAUGCACCUUCAGCAGGUUUGCUGUUUAGGCAAAGCUGGGAGGACUAGCUGACACACUGACAGGCUGUGCUGCCAUUCGGUGAGACCUGGUCAGGUUGGAGAGGUGGGUGGAGAACAACCUGAUGAGAUUCAACAAGGGCAGUUGUAGAGUCCUGCACCUGGGGAAGAAUAACAGCAUGCAUCAGCACAGGUGAGGACAGGCAUGUCCAACUCACAGCCUGCGGGCCACAUACAGCCCAGUGCAACUCACAAUGUGUCCCGCUCCCUCCCUGCCCUGUGGCAUAAUGACAAUGGUUCUUCUGCAUGAAGCAGCUUGGCCCAGCCCCAGGCGGGCAACCGUCACGCAGCAACAACCAAAUUUGGGUGUGUUAUUAACUCUGGCUGAGCUGAAAGCAGGACGUGGGGCAUAGUGCAGUGCUAACUCAAGUUCUGACAAAUAUAUCUAUGCAUUUUGAUGCGCUGGCUAAACACAGUGUGUGAACAGCAAAAAAUGUGCAGCUGUGCCUUUUGAUACAAGAACUUGACAAUAGGUUUCAACAUUGCCAAAAACUUACCAUUUUUUUUAAUAUUUGUGACUCCAUUUUCAAUUGACAUAAAUAAAUGAUUUGCAAAUUUUCAAAUGGAAUGUAUAGAGUUGCAAUCAGAUAUUCAACUAAAAAUAUUGAUGAUGUCUCUGUACUGGACUCUUAUGAGCCUGUUUUAGCAGAGAGAAAUAUCCUUCGCUUCAUAAUCACACCUUACUCAUGUCACCACUUUUUGGCAAUACCUGCAUUUGUGAACAGCUGUUUUCAAGGAAUAAUCACAGAAAGAGAAAAAUUUCAUCAAAAAGCUCUGUUUAACAUGUUGAGAACUCACUGAGAAUGGCAAUCACUUCCAUUGAACCACACUGAUGCAUUAGUGUCACAAAGUCAAAGAUCCCACCUGUUCAAUGAUUAUUUUUCUUUUGCUCUCUCUAUUUAUGUUUUAAUAAAAAAUAUCAAAAAAAAAUCUUUAUUUACUUAUAUACAUUGACUAUAUUAUAUUUUUUAUGAGGGUUGAUUUGAAAGUAAUUCUCUUAUUUUAUGAUGUUGGCCCAUAGUGUCAGAGGCAGAUGUUGGUGGUAUGGCAGUAGAGGUUGAGCCUUCCCACCAAUAUUCCGUUACAUUUUGUUAUCGUGUGACAGAUGGCAGCAGAGGGGUAGAAUGGUGUCUGACAUGGAACUGCUGAUGAGGCAGAGGUGUGUUCUUGAAUUCCUCCAUGUGGAAAAAAUGGCACCCACAGACAUUCACUGGCACUUGCUGAAUGUUUAUGAAGACCCAUCAGUAGAGGUGAGCACAGUGAGGCAGUGGGUAAUGCCUUUCAGCAGUGGCAGCAGUGACAGUGGGUCACCUCUGCUGGUGCAAGUUUUUAUGAGCAUGGCAUGCAGGCUCCUGUCCAUCACUGAUGAAAAUGAGCUAAUGGUGGUGAAUAUGUUAAAAAAUAGUGUUUUGUAGCUGAGAAUUUUCUCUAUCAAACAGUGUUACAGUGCUCACUAUAUCUUUUGUAGUUUCCAUGGGAAUAAAUAGGAGGCAUUACUUUCAAAGCAGCCUAUGUAUAUGCUACCCCAUAAAAUUCUUCUUCACUCAGUGCAGCCCAGGCAAGCCAAAAGGUUGGACACCUAUGGGUUAUGGGCUGAUGUACUAGAAGGGAGCUCUACAGAGAAGGAGCUGCGUGUCUUGGUGGACAACAGGUUGACUGUGAGCCAGAGGUGUACUCUUUUGGCCAGGAAGGCCAAUGAUAUCCUGGAGUGAAUUAAAAAGAGAGUGGCUAGCAGGUAGAGGGAGGAUAUCCUUCUCUUCUCUGCCCAGUGAGGCCACAUGCGGAGUACUGUGUCAAGUUUUGGGCUCCUCAGUUCAAGAAAGGCAAGGAACUUCUGGAGAGAGUCCAACAUAGGGCCACAAAAAUGAUGAGGGGCCUGGAGCAUCUCCCUUCUGAGGAAAGGCUGAGAGACCUGGGACUGUUCAGCCUGGAUAAGAGAAGACUGAAGGGGGAUCUUAUUAAUGCUUAUAAAAAUCUAAAGGAUAGGAGUCAAGUGGAUGAGGCCAGGCUCUUUGCGAUGGUGACAGGACAAGGGGCAGUGGGCACAAACUAGAAAACAGCAUUUAUAUCCGAACAUGAAGAAAAAGAACUUUUCUUUGAGGGUGACAGAUUAGCGGAACGGGCCGCACAGAGUGGUGGUGGAGUCUCCUUCUCUCAAGAUAUUCAAAAAAUGCUUUCCUGUGUAACUUUCUAUAGGGAACCUGCUUGGACUAGCUGAUUUCCAGAGGUCACUUUCAAUGCCUACAAUUUUGUGAUUCUGUGAUCCAGUACAAGCUUCUCACAUUUAUUUAGCUCUAGCAGGUUCAAUCCUUAGAGUGCUGAACAGUUGCAAUACUCAAGGAAAUCAACUUCAGCUGCAGGUGCUCACAGCAUCUCUGGAGUACAACUAAAAAGAGAAAAUGAGGCCUUCCACAUAUGAGAUUCUUUGGUAUAUAGAGAGUACUGAGGAAAAUAACAAGCUGGUAGAUUCUUUACCCAGGAGAGAAAUCAAAAGAAAUAAAAAUUUUUUCUUAACCUCUAACAUCUGGAAGGAAAUAUGAAUAGUAUCCAAUAUAAAGAAGGAACUUAAGGUAAAUAAUGUCUAAAAAAAGAUGAACAAAAAUAUAAAAAAAUAAGCUUAUUAUAUUGGCUUUGCUAAUUAUGAUGUCUAAUUAUUAGUAUAGAGAUUUGCCAUCCCAACCUUGUGUGCUGUUGGAAAAAUUUGCUUGGGUUCUAAUUGCCUUUAUUGUGUUAUAAAUUGUUUUUCCUGCUUUUUCAGACCACAUUCCAAAAACCGGGCAUAUAUGGUGUCCAAACAAAGUUAUCACAGUUAUUGACUGAAUGCAAAUUUUUAAGAGUACCCUGUAUUUGCAAGAAAAAUAAUCAGCAAGCUCUGCCUGGUUUAAUUUGAACACGCUCCAUAUUACAUAGGGUAUAUAGGCUAUUGCUAAUUUUGUGUGAUGCUUUUAUGUGCAUAAAGCUAUCUGAAUUCAAAGUUAAAUUCUUAUAACUAUUUUAAGAGGACAUUUGGAAUAGUUUAGAAUUACAAGCACGUCUCUAGCCUAAACACUUUUCCACUGUUUCAGAAAGGUCUGAAAAAAAAAUUUCAUGCCCCCACAGCAACUUUUCAGGCUUUUUCAGUACUUUUCACACUUUGUAGUCUAUACAGGCAAUGACAGAAGCAAUGUGCUUCUUAGAAUAAUAACUAUCAAGAGGUUUAUAUAAAGAGUUUGCAUUCAACCAAAUCAGCUGCUGUCUGCUUUCAAAGCUGUUUCAAAGCUUGAGAUGCAUGAGGUGUUGUUUACUUAAUGGAAAAAUCCCCAAAAGUAAUCAAAUUGAAUAAAAUGAAUUUUCUUUGUGGUUAUUGCCAGCAGUUCUCCCAUAAUGUAAACAGUAUCUUAAAUAUAAUGAAGUCUUUUGAUAGAAAGGAAUUUCUAUUUUCUUUCACUAUGAAAGUGAGCUAUGCAUCUUGAGGAUACUCUCUGAGGAAUUGUGGAUAUACCUGCUUUCCCUGAGGUGUUUGCCCAAUUCUGUUUGUGGCACGUCUGUGCAUUCUGCAGCAAAAUUGGUGUGAUUUAUUUAUAGUUCCUAGGGCUGAAAGCUUGGAGAGACAAGAGGAUACGCAGGGUGUGUGUGCAGCCUUAAUAUCCAAGGGUAGGUUGUAGUCCUAAGAUCUCUAAGCCUGCUUUCUUUGCCAAUAAACUUUAAUCCUGAAGUCUCGAAUCAUGCAUUUGAACAUCACCUCACAAAACAUCCUGCACUGAUCUAGUUUCUGGACUUCAGUUUCAAGUCUUUUUCUGAUUUAUUAUUAUUAUUAUUAUGAAUGUUCUCCAUUUAUAGUAUUCAUUAAUUUACCAUUAAAACAACAGCAUAAUUAUUCUUUAGGUGUAAUAAUGCUUUUGCUAUUUCAUGAUAGAGUUAAAAUCUUGAGACUCAAAAUCUCUGUGUCCUAUGAUGACUUAAAUUCUUCGCACGAUAAGCAUGUUAAAGACAUCUGGCUUGGUGACAGCUAUCUGUCCUUUUGGUGACUGGAAUAUUCUUACCUGUCAUUACUUACUGGAACAGAAAUGCUUCCUAAAAACCUUUCAUAACUGUGUCAUUGUAUUGCCAGUGAUCAAUGACGGUCUUCCCCACUUAGGUGUGAAAUAGCAACUGAGAAUGGGGCUUCAAACAUCUUUUUUCACUAGGAAGCAUCUGAAUGUUCAGUCUUUGUCAGCAUUUUAAAUCCUUUUUCUCACAUGCCUGUUCAUUUUUACUGAUAAUAUGUCCUCCUUAGAAUUGAUUUAUAUCCUGAUGCUCUAGAAGAGGUCUACUCCAUGCUAGACAAUGAGCCAUGACAAAUUUUGAGUGUCUGUAAUCAAAUUGGGACAGAAAUGAAGUUGUUCAGACAAGUUAGUUGGCCACCUAGCACUUAGAACUGUGAUUUUAACUUCCUUCAUUUUUGAGAUCUGCUCAAAUUUUGCAGUUUUCAAGGUUCCCGUGCUUGCUGCCAAAUGGGAAUGUGGCCUAAUUCUUUGGGAUCCACCUGCUGGUCUUUCACUAUGUUCAUCUGAAACAACCAACUCAGUCUGGUGGCUCUAAACUUCGUAUUUCCAAGCAGCUGCUGAGUAAGCCUUAGUUAGGUUCUUUGAAUUUGCUUCUGUGUGGUUGUUAUCAUUGUUAAUGUUAUAUUUCAGAGUACCUUAAGAAAAAGAGUAAAAUCCUUCAGGAUGCUUCAAGGAAGUUGCACAGUUGCACUGUGAGGCAUCUUGUUCUUUUCUCCAUUAAAGACUUGAAAUUAAUUCCUGAAGAUCAUGCAGAUUAGUAAUUAUCAGACAAACUAAGAGCCAUAGAAUAUUAAAAAAUACUAUGCACAAUGUCAUCUCUUCAGGAGUCAUUUUAGAUUCAAGAGCUCUGAGGCAUCUUCUACACAGAAAUUCCAGUGUACAGCCUCAUUAUGCUGAAACCUGCAAGACACACUGACAUAAUGAAGAUUUGCCAUCAACUGUUAAAACAUUGUACACGAACCUUCCCAGUCUUCACCUAUAUCCUCCCCAAGGCUGUCUGCAGUAUUUGUAUCAAACUGUAGAGGAAUAAACAGACAAUUGUCUCACCAUCCUAGUGACGCUGUUCACAAUGACACUCUAAUCUUGUGUGUGUUAAAAGGCAACAUACACAUAGAAUAGGUAUCUAACAUCAAAAGGUUUUUCAGAUGUAUAAAUAUUAUUUACAUCAAUUUCACAGGCUUCUUCAGUCAGUUUGGCCUGUUACUGCUACUUCAGUCAAUACUGACUAUCAAUAUUUGUACAAAAUUUUUGUCUUGUGGUUUAUAUCUAUAGAUGGGCCUUUUUCACAAUACAGUUUUGUCACUCAUCAAAGCAGUAGAUGACUAAAAAUAAUUGUGGAUUCAGAGGAAAUCAGAAAAUGGUUUCUGGAUUACUGAUUAAAUUUAGAAGCAAUUGAAAUUGUACUGCAUUAGUUUGUUGGGUGGGAAAGAACAGCAUGUGCACAGAUUACAUCAUAAGGCAUGUAGUUGGCCAGAAUUUGCUAAACUUGUGAACACAAGACACACGGGCAAGACAAUAUGGACAAAAUAUCUGAGAUUUGCAGCUACUGUAAAAUAUAUAAUGAUUCUUUACAAAUUGUAGGAAGAAAUGUAAUUGUCUGAUUCAAUGGAAAUACAAGAAAUAAUGAGUUUUCAGUAAUUAACAGCGGGUUGUUGAAACUUACCUAAUCUAGGAACUUCAAAAGUAAAAAAUCCUUUCAGGGCAACAACAUGAUACUGUUCAUUCCAUAAAAUCAAGCUAUUUCCUACAUAAUGCUUUUUUAAUCAGUUUUAUGUGAGACUCCUCUUUGCACAGACCAAUGCAGAUUUUUUCAUGUAGAUAAAGAUGUUGUCGAGGCAGCUUUCAUUGUGUUUCACAUGGAGUUUAUCAAGAAAAUCGAGAUGCAGUAAAUCUACUCAGCCAACAAAUCAGAUUGUUAGACUGAAGCUCAGAUUGCCUUAACACGCAAGCUGUCAACUCUUUCACAAAGCACUGAUGAAAAUAGCAAAGUUGUCUGCUUACUGAAUAACUUGAUAGUGCCUGGCAUCGAGUGAGAAAAUUCUAAAUUAGAAAAAAUAGUGAUCACCUCUCCUGAUUACAUGAACCUUCAGUUACAAUAACUACAACGUACAGUUAUAAAUCUACAUUGUUUAUUACGCUUUCUAUUAUUAGAGUCAUGAAUAAAGACUGGCAGCAGAAGCAGCCAUGCUGUUUCUCAACUGUAAAUCCUAAAUACACUUGUUAGUCUUAGAAAGGCUGAAGUCAUCAAAAAGACACUUGGAUGUUAUAAAGUGUAGAAUGAACUGCACGUUACUUGGAUAAAUGCGCCAGUUGCUAACCUUUUUGUACUCUGUGGCAUGGUUAUCAAUCCAAAGAACACAGUUCUCAAAAUACUCAGCGGACAGCAACAAGAUCUUGAAUGAUUAUUUAUUGGCACAUGCAUUAAUAGUCAGCAAAAGAGAUAAGAAUGAUUACACCAAAAUUAAUGCUAUGUUGCUUAUGAUUAAAAAAAAAAAGAAUUAAAUAGAAACAAAAAUGUAAAAGCUUACUUCACUGGAAAUUUUAGCUUUAAUUUGAGAAUAUGGAGAGCAGCACUGAGUCAUGUAAUGAAUGGAUACCAUUCAGAUUAUCUCUAGAUGGAUUCUUGAUUAUGAGUAAAAAUUUUAUGGCCAGCAAACAUUUAAAAAAACGUGUUAAUUUGUUUUUCACACUGAAAUCUGGAUCAUCAUUGAAAUCUUCCUGGUGUAUAGCAAGAGAAAAUUCAAACAGCUUUUUGUGUAUCUUUUAUUACUAGUAAUAUCUAUUUUUACUUUAAAACCCUCAGGAUUUUCUUUUCUCCAUGCACUGGUCUGUUAACAACAAGAGAACUGAUUACAGCAAUAAGGAGUUAAAUGACACUCCUUGUUCCUAAGAUCAACUCAAGAGAAAUGCAAGUGUGAGCCUAUACAAUUACUGACGCCAGUGCUGAAAUUCCCAUUCCCUCUAUUAUAACUGCCUUUAUCAAUAAGGAGAGUAAGGUUUAACCCUAAUUUUUCAAAAACCAACAUUUGCUACAGUAAUUUAGCAGAAUAUCUCAAGAGCAAGUUUUUGUUGUAAACUUGGAUUUCCUUUCGUUUGUGCAAAAACAGGAGUGUGUAAUACAAAGAACUGCAUUUAUAUAAAUGGUGUAUUUCCUCAUUUAGUACCUCUAUCAGCACUUUGCAGGCAGUGCAUUCCUUAUUCAUGAGCUACAUGGUAAAGAAAGUAAUGUUAAUUAAUAAUCCCUUGUGUACCACCCGUUAAUUCAAGACAGAACCUAUUACUGUAGAUUGAGAUACAUAAUUUUUGAUUGAUUUUUACAAUUCCAUGUGAGAUGUAUUGCUCACAAUAGAAUGGAAAAUAUUUUCAUUGAAAAUAUUUUUAGAAUGUGAUUUCAUUGAAAAUAUUUUCCAUCAGGACUUGAAAAUUACGUACCUGGACAUAGGUUCUCAGUGAAUAAUGAAAAUAAUAUUUCAAGAUGUCAGUGGGAAAAAUUUUCAAGAAUUUUCCUUGUUAUUGUGAUUUAACAUUUAGCUUUAAGACAAUGUAAGUUAAUUAAGAAUAAAAUGUACCACAGUUACUCAUUCAUGUAUUAUUGAAAUGUUGCAGUUUCUUAUGUUGCUAAUUUAUUUUUCCUUGGCAAACUGUACCUAAGUUUCCAAAAAGGCAAAUCUAGGAACAUGCAUUUUUUUUACACAUUAACAUUCUACAGUUUUAUUGAAUGAAAUCAAAGUAUUGUGUUUUGCUAUGUAGUGUUUCUCCCUUAAAACAGCUGCCAAAGCAUAUCUGAACACAUGCAAAAAGAGAUUGUGGUUCACAGUAGGCAUGUUUCUUUACCAGAUUGUCACAGGAAAAUGUCAGUUUUAUUCAUUGCUUUGUGGUCAGCUAAGAUUUGAAACCAACUUUAAGUUCUGAUUCUCCAGCUCAAGUAAGGAAUGUCUGAUCUACCUUACCCUAUAUAAGACUGGGUGUCAAAGAGCACAUAAGGCCAUUUGUGUGUUGAUAACUCAGAGUAAUUCUCUGUUUUCCAGCAUAGCUGGAAUAAGGAAAAGCUUUAGUACUACUACCACUGGUUGCUCUUCAAACUCUGUGAGCAUGGCUCCUAUGGAGCUGUCUCGGUGUCUGGGACACGCUGCCACCAGACUGACUGAUGGAAGUCAGUCUGAUUUGUGCCUGACAUGUCUAUUCAUCCCAGUGAGUUUCCAUUCCAGUGCAGUGGUCAGUCAUUUGGGAACUGCUCCCAUCUGCCAUGCUGAACUUCUCCAAGCUGUUCUCCUCAACUUGUGUUGAGGUUGGUUUGUAUCUUGUGAAUCUCAAAUACAGAAAAGUUUUGGCCCUGUUUUUUACGAUCCCUAAAGUUGAGCAACUUACAUGCUCACUUUCUAUUUUUCCACUCAGGUAAUGUUGUCCAGUUGGCAACAGUAUAGUUAAACAUCACAGCCAGAAUCACAAAUAAAUUGUAAUCACAGUAUGUGGUGAUCUCUAUCAAAUCUUUUCUUAUUCAAAUACAAAAUUUUCUAGGUCUUAGUAUCAGAUCUCUUUUCCAUCAUUAAAGCUAAAACUACACCCAUCCCUAAAACUAUAUCAGAAAAUUUAAGUUCUGUUCUUGGAACAAGUGGUUGAGUUUCAAACUGAGUACAUGUGCUUUGGUGUAUCCACUGGAAAGUAUGAGUCUAAAAAUCUUUACCUCAGUUUUUUCUUUGGAGAUCAUCAUUUCUUUAUUAGAACUAGUUUUCUUAUUUUCUUCAUAUUUCUUCUGCUUUCUAUUUUCAAGUGGCCUGGGGAAGGAUAUGAGCACUACUUUAUGUUGGCAGUGGCAGACAGAGCUCAAUAUGCAAAGUACAAUGACGUUUUGUGAGAGGAAGUGAUUUGGAAAGUCGCAGUAUUAUAGUUUAAUCGUGUAUUAUCAAAACUGAAGUACAUGAAGUACGGACCUAUUCUAAGAACUAAAUUAAAAUACUGUCUAAAAUCUGAUAUGUUUUCACUGUAGAUAAUGGAAGAUUUUUCAUUUUCUCCAAUUGUAUUUUUAUUUCCCUAGAAAAUUGUUACAGAACUUGCUGUCUUCUCACAGAGGUGACACUGUGCUUCGCAAUACAGCAGGGAAUAUGGGUGUCUUUAUUAUUGAACUAGCAUGCAAGUUGAGAGGCCGGAUUCACAGACUUGUCAUUGAACAUUGUGGUACAUAUUGUUGUUCCCAGGUUGUCCAGAGGACAUUACUGAAUAGAUCUGGAAAAUAAAUAAAUAACCCCAAACUGUGUUCAGAAAAUCUGUGUUAUGUGUGAUAAAUCAAACACCCUCCCUCCUUCUUGGCAGAAAAGCACCUUUGAUGUACACUAUCUAUAUUAUCACUACAUUUGCAUUCUGACACAGUCCUCUUUGAGACGACACGUUCUUUAAAGUGCUUUUCCAAAACUGACCUUCAUUCUUGAAACAUCUCAGGGAAGCUAUCCUAUUAUAUUAGAAAUCUAAUUUGUAUCUUUAAUAUUUAAUUCCUGAGACUUUUCACCUGUUCUUUCUUUAUUUAUUUUUCCUUCCAGUUAUGUGAUAAUGUAUGGCUAGACAGAAGUGCCCUUUUCCAAUUGAUGUAAAAGUAUGCAAUACAUAUUUUCCAGUAAUCUAAAAAACCUUUCCUAUAGAAAACAAAUCCUACAAUUGUUUUGUAGAUGUUCAGAACAGUUAUUCCAAACAGUUCCAAUGCCAUAAUACAUGCAAUCACUUUCUUCAGUUUGCAUGGCCUUCAAAAACAACAACAACAAAAAAAUUCUCAUGAUCCACUCUCAAAAACUGAGGACAAUUAUUUUAGACAGCAGUUUUACAUAAGAGCUUACAAAUGAAAAUGUGAAAUUCCUAAUGUUGUGAAAGUUAGCUGCAGUCCUAUUGAUAUAUUUCUUUUUCUUUUUUUUUAUCUAAUCAAUGAAUCUGCUGUUGAAAAUGAUUUUUAAAGUGUUUGCAUUCAGUUCCUGAGAGAUUUUUUAUUUGAUUAUGGUCUUAAAAGGCCAGGUCUCAUCCCUUUGCUAUUUGUUGCUAAGAAGAUGCCCUUAAAUGAACACAGGUAAUAAAUUACUUCCCAUAAGAAAACAAGCUUGCGACGCUGAAAUGUAUCAGAAGUAUACUACAAAGCAUUCCUAUUUUCUGGAUUGAAUUUCAUCUUACUUUGCAAAAGGAGUGUGUAUGUGUUAAAUAAACAAACAGAAAACCAUUGUGACAGAUUAAUUAGUUAAUUUAACUCCUUAUUUUUAUGUGAAUUUUUAUGUGAAACUCUUUCUGGUUUAUGUGAAUUCCACUCCAAAGUGGAAAAUACAUGUACUGCUUCAGCCUAAUUUAAACCUUUUCUGAAGAGCUUAAAGUUAGUCUGCAAGAUGCUUAACCUGAUUUUGGCUCAUUGCUCACUGCUGAAUUCCCCCUGUUGUGAACUGCACUAGCAGAUCAUAUUUAUCUCUCAUAUUUAUUGUCUUGGAAUAUGCAUUAAUUUCUGUAGGGAAUAAUUGCUGGCCUGCAGAUGGUUCACAAAUGGUAUGGAAUAUUUACAUUUUCCACUGCUUUAUUUUCUGACUGGAUAGUUUCUGUAGCAAAGCAAAGUCUGUUUCUGCAGACGUUGGGUCAUCUGCUUAGCUUCACUGCUCUCGUCCUGUUUAGGUCAUGAGGCAUUACACUGUAAUAAGAAGUGAGGAAUAUCUUUAAAGAUCAUGAGCUAGAACAGCAAGAAUAGUAAUUGACAGGGGGGCUGAAGAUGGAAUAUAAAUUAUGAAGUGUAGUUCUUGUGACUAUCAGACCAUCUGAUCAAAAUUAGCUUCUUGUAACUACUCAUUUAAUGAAGAACGUUUACUGUAGUAUUUAUGGAUCGCAAACAUAACAUAGGCACAAACAAAGCCAAGGAAAUAUUUUUUUAAAUAAAAUCAAUAGUUUAAGUAAACAUUUCUGAAGUAUAUUCAUACCAGACUUUCGGCAAGAUAAAUUUGGUAUGUGUAAUACACAGAUGUAUUAUUUAUGUUCAUAUCAUGAUCAAAUUAGCAUGCCAUGAACCAAUAAGAGAGACCAGGAAGUCCAGACAUUUGAUGCCAGAGAGAACAUUGCAUGAUAUGCAGACUGUGAAUUCAAAGAAAGAACAAAAAACCAGCCAAAUACACAGAGAAUCUGACUUACCACAGGAUGUUUUGGAAACAGCAACAAUGGAAACUUUUUGUACUUUGUUUAGCUAGAACGGAAAACAAAAGCAAGACCAAUUUAAUUAAUUAAUGAAAAAAAGAUGGUGACCAUUUGGAACACUGCAAAAAUAAACCAAAAUAAUUGAACAGAAUAGAAAGGAGAAUUGCUUCUAGUUAGUGUAUCUAUUUUUACACAUUCUAUGCUCAACACACACGAAGCUUUAUAAAUAAUUAUCUCUAAUGGGAAAACUCUAAGCCAACUCAGUGGGCGUUAAAGAUAUGAGGCAACGUGUCUGACUUGUUUGCUUGAACAUAACUAUUCAAUUUAUAAAAAUUAUCAUGCUUGUACUGUCACGGUGUAUAAAUGCAUACCUUGCAGCGUGGUGUUCUGAACAGCACAGAAUGAUGAAUCACUGAUUCUUCUUUGCCUAGAUAUAUAUUUCACAGUUUUUAUGAAUAUGUCAGAAUUUGAUGAAAGUUGCAAUUUAGGCAAAGUCAUAGUAAUGCUUCCAUUGAAUUUUCCCAUGUUUCUCUGUUUUCAUUUAUAUUAAUUUUUCAAUUCUGGAAAAGAAGGUCACCUUGUCUUUUUGUUUUGUGUUAGUAAAUAUUCCCACUGCUCUCUACUGAAUAUGAGAUGAGGUAAUACUGCCAUGCAAGCAAUAUCAAUUUCAAUACAUUAUUUCAAUCACUAAUAUGAACCUAAAAGUCAUUGUAUAGUAACCCCAGGAGCCUUUUGUUCCCAUUUUCACCCCCUUUAUCCAAGCCUGUUUUAAUACUGGAAUGAUCAGGCAAGGAAUUAUGUUAAAAAUUAUUGUUUGGAUUUCUUAGAGUGUAUUUUCUGUCUGCUGUUCCUAAUAACUCUUGUGACGAUCCAAGGCUUCUAACAACUAAGCACGCUUCAUUGUAUGUAUUGGGCACUAGAGAGUGCUUUCACAUUGCUCUUCUGCACUAACAAUGUGAAACACCUUAAGAGAGGCUGCUAGGACUUGAGAUACUGAGAGAAGAAAAUCUCUUAAAAAAUCAGUUUAGAAACUGGUAUUUUUUUUAUGAUGAGAACAAAAAUGCAAUUUGUUUAUUUUAAUGUAUCUUCAGAGUUUUCUGAACUCUGUGGUUUCCUCAGGUCAGGUUCUUCCUGCAGGUAGGUAACCGUGCUGAAAGAUUUUUUUGAAAAACAUCUGAAAAAAGUUUGUUCCAUGUAGCGUGCAUGCACUUUUUCAUUAAUUUAUUGACAUUUCAUAGGUCAUGAGUUUUUACUAACAAAGGUCUUCCUUUGUUAGUAGAGGUAUCAACCAAGUAAUUGGCAUUUAUAAAACAAUACAAUACCAGUUCUGUAUUCCUACCAGCCCAGGAUUUCCGGUACAGCCUGUGCAACAGGAUCACAUGAAUUGAUGAGGACAUGGUUCUCUGUGAUCUGCAAACAAUCUUCCUUUAUUCCAUGAAAACACGUAGAAUUUGCCCAACCUUAGCUUCUUUUAUAAAGCAUUUACACUUACAAGAACACCAGCACAAUUUUUCUAUUACAAAAAAGCAUCAACAACCUAGUUCUCAUACACUUUUCCCAGGAAGUUAAAUUAGUGUUCUUUUGUUUGUUUAUUUGUGUUUUUUUUUUUUAAUACAAAUGUUCCUUAAAUGUUCCUUUUAUUGUAGUAUAAGGGGAAAAAAAGUAGAAAAUCAGCUCUUUGGCACAAUAUCUCUUUCACCAUAUAAAACAAAUGUUUAAUGUCAGAGUAACAAGCCUUCAAGGCAUCAACUUUUAAAGUCAUCAUCCCACAUUAGCUAAGGAAUGUUACAGUUAUAUCCUAAAAGAAAAGCAAAAUCCUUACAUCUGCCAAGAAGAAAAGCUUAAAUUCCAUCUUCUAAGUUUCCCUUCCUUCAGAUUUCAUGUUUGUCCCUGUGUAUGCCUGACUAUGUGUGGCACUAUUAUAUAUUUUUGAAGUCCUACCUGGACUUUAAGAGUAUUUCUGGAAAAGAAAAUUAUGAAUUAAAAAUGUGGAACUAGAGGUUGCUCUUGGUCCAGUGGAAAGUGUUUAACUAUGGUCUCAGGUUCCAGGGAGCCCUCUGUUAACCUUGUAGUUUGCCCCACUUCAAAGCACUGUCUACACUGCAGCUUCCCAAAAAUGGAAGUGCUUGACAGAGGCUUAUUGUACAAGUUCAUUAUGGAUUGUUUUCCCUUCAAAAAAACUUAGGCAAUGUUAUACCGCAGUAAUUGCAAACUCCACAAAUCUUUCCUCUCUAGCAGAAUGAUGACCACAUCACCUUGCCAGGUUUCUGGCAAUAUUCCAGACUUUUAAGCUUGCAGACUUUGGAAAUCCAUUUAGCUCCCUACAGAAUAUAAAUUUUAGUAUUUGCACAUGGGUUUAGUUCACAACAGAAAGUUUCCUGUUCAAAAUCCAUAAAUUCUCUCUUCCAAAUCCAAAUAGAAUAGCUUCUUGGUUCAGAAAAAUUCUGCAGAACUCCUCUUUGAAAUUAAGAAAGGGAGAGAUGUAGGACAAUGUAAUGGGAAGAAGAGAAAGAAUGUUUUUUAUAAAGGUAUGUGCAAUAGAUCAUUGAUCAACAUAGAUAAUCACUUUUUUCCAUCCUAUCCCUCAAGCCUCCACUAUCUCUCUAUACAAUCUGGCUUUGUAGACAUAGAAUUCCUCACCUCCCACCCCAUAUCUUGUACAAUUGCCUUCCAGACCUGUCCUCAGUAGCUCACAACAUGCAGUCUUUUAAUGAAUAGAGUAAUGAAUACAAAGUUGGUUGGAAGAUGAGUGUUAAUGUUGGAUUACUGCUUGCUUUACCUUUCCACCUUUCACCUAUGGUAAUGAGCCAGUGGACUCAAGUGAUUAGCAUCAAGCUGCAUCAGAAGAGGGUCAGGUUGGGUAUUAGGUAAAGGUUCUUAUCAGGAGGAUGGUCAGGCAUUGGAAUCGGCUGCUGAUGUUGGAAACAGUGAACUCUGGAAUGUCAGGUUACAAAUCUUCCUGACUUGCUCACUUUGAGAACGAUUAUGCUCAUCUUUUCAUGACAACAUUUCUGAAGUAAAACGUGGUUUUUGGUUAGUCUUCAAUCUUCUCCCAUAACUAGACCAGUGACUUCAUAGACUAAAACUAUAAUGUAAGCUUAAGGCAUAUCUCAAAGGAAAAAGUAAACUAGUAAUAUUUAAAGAGUAUUUUAAUUAUUUGGCUUCAAAAGUCAGUGUAAAUAUAUACUGACAUUCAAUAAAUACAUAUUUAAAUUGGCUUUUAGACACCACAUUUCUUGUGAUGAUUCAAUGCUAGACUCCGAAAAAUAUCAGCAGAAAAAAAUAUGACAAAAUAGUAAGAAGCAUAGUAGAAAAAAAUUUAAAAAGAAAACAUUUAGCAAGAGGUAUUAUAUCAUUUUAUAUGCACAAAAAUUCACUAAUACAUACUUUCAUCUUCGGCCAUGGUUCCUCUGUGUGACUCACCUAAAUUAUUGCUGGGAGUUACACAUUUCAGAUACUCUUGAGAAAGCACAAGGAAUGCAUUGUGUUCUGCUGAGGAUCACAUUAUGCAGUGCUGUUAGCUUACAGCUCAGGCGCUGAGGUCAUGAUCUGACUACACAUUAAAGUCAGGUUUAGAGCUUAUAGUGUGAGAUCAAAAAUCCUGCAGAGUGAAGACAGCAUUAACACCAUAUUGUGGGCUUUUGUUAAUUUCACAAAACAGUGGCUGCAUUAACACACCUGAUCUGGAUCAAAAGCAUAUUACUGGGUGAUCUGGGAAUGCAUCAAUCAAGUGUUAAUGGCUGAGGUAUUACAGCCUAAACCAGGUAUUUGUCAAGUGGUUUUAUUCUCAUGUUUCCUGACUGAUGCAGGAUGAAGAAAACAAAGGAAAAAAUAUUGAAUGAUAAAUAGAACAACUAAAAAGGACUACCAGCUUUAAAAUUCUAGCGGGAUGUAGAGUUCUUUGAGCUGAACUUGACUGUCUUCAAAAACACCUGGCAGAGGCUAGAUCUGAAAUUGUUCUGUGUUACUCCACAUUGUGUGAAAUAAGAGAGGGAUGUUCUUAAUCACAGAAAACUUUCUGGCUUAAAAAAAAAUGAAGCACCUGAAAUCUUGGAGGCUAUUUCUAAAUAUCAAAUCAUCAUUUACGUGUGAAUCAAAAGACAGUAAUGAAUAAGAGGUUCAGUCUUAAGUCUUAAAUUUUACUUACAUAUUUACUUUGAUAGAUCAUGCAAAGCUAUCAACUAGUCCAGUUUGAGUUUCAUGUGGGAGUGAAGGCUAUUUUGACACAGAAGAUUUAAAGGAAGAUGAAUUAUUGCAAUAUAUGAGAAAGAAAGCACGUGGAGACAAUUAUUAGAAUACGUGAAACAGUUCCAUGCAUUGCAAUAAGCAACACAAUGGCCUGGCUUUCAGAAGAAAAUACAGAAACUGAAAGUAACUGCAUGACUUUCUAAGAGUUUACCAAUGCCAGGAGAAUCUGAAGAGUGAAUGAAGAAACAGAAAAUUAACCAUCAGUCCAAAAGCAAAUGAAACAUUUUACAUUGGAUAUAGGUGCACAAGCUCAUGUGCUGCCAGAAACAAUGAUCUUAUCACUGAAAGAAAUGUCAUAGUCAGUAGAAGGCUAGAUUCAGGGUUUUAAAGAAGUUAUUUUUUCCCAUUAGGGCAGGAAGACAACAAAAAAUGUGGGUAAAAAUAAUUUGGAAAUUUUACAGUUUCUGAAAAGAAUUUUCAGAAGUUUUCAUUUUUUAUAUGACCACCUUGAGAAGAUGCACUCUUGGGAGAAAAACAAUAUUGGGAGAGAAAAUAUUGAGAAAAGAUUCUUUUCAGAAGAUAAAAAAUUCUCAGAGGAAUACAUGCCAGUCCUGACAGAAGUGCCUGCAAUUCACAGCAAAGUUCUUCUGGAAGGAUUCAUGGAAGGCACCUUAGCCUGCAGAAAUAAAAAUCUGAGCAUGACCAGAAGUUUUUGUUUUGUUUUGUUUUGUUUUUGUCAUUUCAGGCAUUCCCAAAGCUAUUGGUAAAAUCUCUCCAAAAUUAAAUAGAGUUCAAGGAACAUGGGAUGAACAUGGCAAAGCACACAAACAGAUCCUUGCUAGGCGGCAGCCAUAAUCAACCUCUGUAACUUCCAGUGUUUUGGGGGAGGUGAGGUGAAGAUGUGCAUUGCUUAGCUUCUCUGAUCCACAGCCUGAGCAUGUGGCUGUGCAGAACCAUCCAGUGGCCAAACACUGGAUUCCAACUUUUACCAAAGGAGAGAUUAGACAUAUGAUAGCUUGAGGUGAUUAUGCAAGAGGCACAUCUGAAUAAUGAGUCAGAAAACUGCUAGAAGGCCCAGGCUAAAAUACAAUGAGACAAAAUGCAAAAAUCUUUGGAUUGCCCACAGAUGGUUAAGAGAAGAUCAUUCAUGUGUACGUACAAAAAGAUAAACUCUUGUAACUUAAAUACUUAAAAGCAGUAAUAGCUGUUGCUAUGGGACAUGCCCACAUGAUAUUUCAAACUACAUUUCUUUAUUUUUCAUUCUAGUGAAAAGUUCAGGCCUUUGUAGAAGG